Carassius auratus (goldfish) is the source of this 4591-nucleotide messenger RNA. RefSeq lists its product as uncharacterized. NCBI's taxonomy places the organism in Eukaryota, Metazoa, Chordata, Actinopteri, Cypriniformes, Cyprinidae. The transcript is spliced from 29 exons. Bases 146 to 4450 code for a protein of 1434 amino acids. The record is from RefSeq and is a predicted model, not a curated record. Gene Ontology annotation, molecular function: dynein complex binding.
AAAGCGUGUCAGCAGCGCGUGCCGUCGUCAUGACAACUACAGUUUUGCUCGGUGGGUUUGAACGGCUGCAUAACGUCAACAUGCAACUGCUGUUCACUACAGUAUUUUGAGAGGAAAAAUACGCACCUGCCAAAUACAUUCAGAAAUGCAGAGGAAUUUGCAUCUAGACGAUAUUAUAUCAAAGAUACCAUCCCUUGACUCUGACCUAUCAUCAACAGACAAUGAAGGAGAUAACCUUCUAAAGCAACAAGUGACUCACUUGCCUAAAGGAAGCAGCAUGAACCUGGAGUGUCCAAAAGUCAAGCCAUUUACUUCCUGGACUGAUGACAGCCAAAAAUGUGACUCUAAUCCUGUGGGUCAUGAAACAGAAGAAUCGCUGAAUGAAAAAGUGCCACAUAAAACAGAACACAAUGUGCCUUUGCAACAAAAAGCAAACAAGACUGAUUGGAUAGAGACUAAGUUCUGUCCUGUUUUAUCACUGACACCUCUUGAUACCUGGGAUCUUGACCAAGUCCUUCAGACGCUACAGCAACACAAACCUCUUGUCAAACCAAUUCAAUCCGAUACACACAGAGGCAAUGACAGUGAAAUGAACGAAAAUGAUUUAAUGAAGCAGCUGAUUGCUUUUUGUGAGAAGAAAGUAAAUGAGAUGGAAAUAAAGACACAUUUUUCAUCUACGAAAACUCAUAAUAUACAAGAAUCAUCCCUCGGAUGUACUGGACGACUGAUGAAUGAAACGGACGUUAAAGGGACCUCAGCACAAUUACAACACAAUCAAGAUUCUCCAACCAUAUAUAUGGAUUUGCGCAACACUGCAUUUCAAACAAAACAAUCAGUCAUUAGCCAGAGUAACAGUGUCGUAAAUCCGGCAAACCCGGACAAGAAAAAGAUCUCCACUAAGAAGACCUCUAACACUAAUGCAAGAGCAAAUGGACAGAAAAGAGAAUUUUCUGGGAAGAGUUUAUUAAUCCAAAACAAGAGACAGUCAGAAGAAAGUAUUUUAGUGAUGUCUGGGAGCUGGAAAAAUCCACAAGAUUUUGCUGGGGAUAAGCAGACAAACUCUUCAGGGAAAAGGAUAAAGGAAAACCAUGAUUCAGAAACUAGCUGCAGUGAACCUGGCAUUCAGCAGUUCAAUGUCUGCUCUCCUACUGUGAAACAUGACCAACAUAAACAGAGUACUCCAUCUUCUCACAUUCCAGCUGCUCGAAACAAGCAAAGAGAGCAACACAGUCAAAAAAUCAGAUGGCAGAACGAUCUAAAGUUCUUGCAAGCAUUCAGACCUGAAUAUCUUAAUAAUAACUGUCAGGAAGCUGCUGAGAGGACCGAUAUUCUUUAUGAGCCUGAAGCAUCCUACCUUCCUUCGGUGAGCACUCUACCUCCAGAUCUACAGAUGAAGGAGUGUUUGCUGCUGACUGUGUCCUUAUCCAGUCCUGGGGUGGUGGCUGGAAGAACGCAGAGAAAAACACAGACAACGGAUUCAGCCUUGAGCAAGUCACAUGUUUACAAUGCACUCAUGGCAUGGUUCAUGUCUUUGACUGAUCCAAAAACAUGUGGGAGAAAAGGUAAGCUUGAUGCCCCUUUCUGGGUGGCUGGCCUGCAGCAGCUUUACAAGGAAGAUGGCUUUGCCUUGUACAUCUGUGCCAUGUCUCUCGAGGACUGUCGAACUGGCUGUAGAAAUUCCAGGAUGAAGAAGGUGCAAAGCGACGAGAGCAUGUUUUAUAGACGAGUUUGCAAGUUCUUUGCUCAGACGCCAUUGAAGACUGUUGCCUUCUGGGUACCUCAGCUUAAUCAUUUGCUGGAGGAACAGGCUUAUCCUACACAUGUCAACUUGCCCUCAUCCUAUCUGGACUGCUUCAUCUCUGUCAACCCAAACCGAGAGGCUGUUGAAAAUGUCUUUAGUAUGAUCCCAAGUUUCUACUGGCAAACUCUGGAAACAGAAGAUCAAAAAUGUCAAAGCACAGAAGCCACAAUUACUCAAGAGUGUCAUACUGAGACAGCACUUGUUCUGAUAGGCAGGGCACUGUUUCUUAACCCACUGGCAAUGCAUCACACACUUGAGCUUAUGUGGAGAUCAAGUCUAGAUGUAUGUGGUAUCCGCUUCCUCUAUCCGCCCCAAGAACUCCUGACAAACUUUGCUGUCAGCAAGUCAGUUAUGCAUGAAGGGGAACAUUCUCAUCAGCCAGUGCUCAUCAUGGCUUUCCGGGGUCCUCACGCUAACUCAGUGUGGCAGGAGAUCACAGGGCCAUCAGACUCCCAGCUGGCAAGGCGGACAGAUCCAGCAUCUAUCAACGCCCUGUAUGGUCACAGUCAAGACCAGCUCCUGCUCUACUCACCCCGUCUUGCCAGUCUUGUGCAUCUGGGGCUCUGCUUGUGGUUUGGUGGUAGAAUAGCAAAAAACAGCCUGUCAACGAUCCAGGACUCUGGUGAUAAAGGAGUCAGAUGUUCCCAUGUUCUGACCUCUUCUCCAGCAAGUUUAUGUGCCACUGUGAAAGCGGAUAUAUUUCUCAUUGUGUCUCCUGUGGUUGGACCACGCUGUUACGGCUAUAUACUAUCUGCAUGUGCUAAAACAGGCUUCAGUCUAUUGGGACUUCAAAGAGCACAGAUCUCCAGGAAACAAGCUCAAUCUCUGGGACUCAACGCAAAGCAGGUAGCAGCAUUCUGUCAAGCUCCCACAGUGUUUCUGGCUGGAGAACAGGUUGAGCUGUCCUCUCAUUGCCUGGUGCUGCUCAUGAGGAGAGAGAGUGCAGUUAGACACUGUUCCAGACUGCCGAUAGGUUUGAUGAAUGAGCUUGCUGCACGAGGCCUUAUUGGAUCGAUCCGUUCAAGAUUCACAGAUGUUCUGGGUCCACAUGUCUGCUUUCACACUGUACCCUACUCUAAAAACCACCACAAUACUCUGGGUGGGCUCAUGUGGACAGUGCCGGAGUGUAGCCACAUGGUCUUGUCCAGACACACAUAUCCCUCUUGUCCAGACGCAGAGCAGUUGGUGAUUCUUACACUAACUGGUCAAAACAUUGUGGAGAAAAAAAUGGACUUUCUUCAGAAGGUUCUCAGUGGAGAUUCAGCAGGACAAGAGGGAUUUGAGUUGCUGGCACUAAAGUGGGAGCCAAAGCUAUCUCAGCAGCAGGCGCAAGAGUUGAGCCCAUUUGAGAUUGGAGAAAAAGAGUGGCAGAGCAGUGUGCAGAGCUUGACAUCCACUCCUGCCCUGGUUUUGGGUUUGAGGAGGGUGAGGGCAUUCGUCACCCUACGUAGACUUUUACCACAAAAUUACCCAGGAAACCUGAAUGUAUUGAUGUCCCCCACACCUGAGACAGCUUUCAGACAGAGCUGCCUCUUCUUCUCUGAGGCAGAAUUGGUCCCUGAUCACACCAGUCGUCCGUCAUUGAAAUUCUUACCACCUCAUCACAUUGACAACCCAGGUCUCAGAAGUCAGUCGCUUUACAGUUACAUGACAGUGGGCCCAGAGACACUUUUGACUUUAGCUCUGUUUAAGCCUGGAGCCUGGAGACAUCGCUUUGGUAGAAUUCUCACUGUUAUCAAACAGAACGGAUAUACUCUAGUGGGCUUGCGUGUGCUUCUGCUGGACUCAAGCAUGGCAAAUGCACUGACACAUCCACCAGAGCAACAGGAUCCCCUUGAGGAACUGGAGUUGAAGUACUUGGUAUCGGGCCCCUCGCUAGCUUUGGGUUUACUGAGAGUGAAUGCAGUAAAGAGGCUGCUGGAGCUGAUGGGCCCUGAGGAUCCCGUUGAAGCCCGUACCAUAGAUCAGACUCUAUGGAGGGCCCAGUAUGGCGUUGACAGGCUGCACAAUUUCAUCUAUGGAUCUCCGUCUUAUCGAAAGGCUGUAGAAGAUAUAAAACUGGUAUUUCCAGACGGUGUGUGCUGCAACGAAACUUCAGUUAUGAGACAUGAGCAGAUAUCCUGCUUGCAUUCAGAUCCGGAAGCUAGUAUGGAUCGUGAACAGCUGCACAGCCUUAGAACCGCCGACAAAGACACAUUUUCUUCAGGAUUCAGUCAAGGUCCUUUGGUCUGCGGUGCUCUUUGUCAGACCACCUGCCUGCUGAUACCAUCCAACCUCCUGCGGCAGAAUCAGCCUCCUCUGUACUCAGAGCUACUGCAGCGGCUGCUUAGGACAGGCUGCCACCUGGUGGCUGGAAGGCUCUGCACACCAGAUGAGAAACAAAGGCAGCACAUGCGCGAGUUACUGAGGUCUUCUGCUGGUGAAGCACUUCUAUGUGAGGGGCCCUGUCUUAUCAUUGCUUUGCAAGCAGACAAUGCCAUCACAUGUUUCAACAUCAUUCUCCAGAGCAUUUGCAGGGAGAGACCCGACUUUAAGAGAGUUACAAUGAAACUUCUUUACCCAAACUCUGAAAGUGGGGCAAAGAAAUUGCUGUGUUACCUGUUUGAUGAUCUCUGUACUGACAGUCAUCCCCGCGUAGCACCACUAUAACCAGGAGUUAUUCCAUAAUAGGUACCUAGAGCUAAAUAUGUAGCUUUUUCUAUUUUCACAUGAAUAUGAUCACAGACAUUACUGGCAUACUUUUAUACUGAAAUUAAAAGACUGUAAUAAUCUUACUAGUGCACAAAAACA